AUGUCUAAGUUGUACUUAUUUUUAGCCUUUGGAUUUUCAUUUCUAGUUCAAAUUCAAAACUCGGUUUCAUUGGAUUAUGGAGCUGCCCUAACAAAAUCAUUGCUCUUCUUUGAAGCACAAAGGUCUGGCAAAUUGCCUUGUAACCAGAGAAUCAAGUGGAGAGGAGAUUCCGCCCUUAAUGAUGGCAAAGACGCUGGUAUGAAUCUUGUGGGAGGAUACUACGACGCCGGAGACAACGUGAAAUUCGGGUUGCCGAUGGCGUACACGGUGACAAUGCUGGCAUGGAGCGUAGUGGAAUUUGGGCCGCAUUUUGAGGCUCGCCAGGAGCUUUCGAAUGCUCUGGAGGCUAUCAAAUGGGGCACUGAUUAUCUGCUCAGGGCCCACCCAAAGCCCAAUAUUCUAUAUGGAGAGGUCGGAGAUGGCGGCUCCGACCACUCCUGUUGGAUGAGGCCCGAAGAUAUGACCACGCCCAGAACUGCUUACAAGAUUGAUGACCAGCACCCCGGAUCCGACCUCGCUGGUGAGACCGCGGCCGCUUUCGCGGCUGCGGGUAUCGCUUUCCGCAGUUCCGAUAGACUUUAUUCGUCUCGGCUCAUCAACCAUGCAAAGCAGUUAUUUGAUUUUGCGACGAAACGCACUGGCGUAUACCAAAAUAGCAUUCCUGUAGCUGGACAAUUUUAUUCAAGCAGUGGCUACGAGGACGAACUUUUGUGGGCUGCCGUGUGGUUGAGACAAGCGACCAAUGACACCAAAUACCUUGAGUUCAUCAAAUCCGCGAAUCCAGGUGGCACCAGAGGAAUGUUUUCAUGGGACGACAAGUAUGCCGGAGCUCAAGUGCUCGUUGCAAAGGAGAUAUUACUAGGAAAACUGCCCAAAAGCGGAAAUUUGGAACAAUACAAGAAGGGUGCAGAAGAAUUCAUGUGCAAUUGCAUCCAGAAAGGGAAUGGCAAUGUGAGGAGAAGCAAUGGAGGGCUAUUGUGGUUCCUACCAUGGAGCAAUCUACAGUAUGUCAAUAGUGCCGCAUUCCUAAUGUCAACCUACGCCGACGUCCUCGCCAAAUCAAAGACCACCAUCCAAUGCCCCGGGGGCAAUGUCGGGUCUAACGAACUAUUGGGCUUCGCUAGGUCUCAGGUGGACUACAUAUUGGGAUCCAACCCGAAGAAAAUGAGCUACAUGGUCGGGUACGGGUCACACUACCCGAGACGGGUCCACCACAGAGGAGCAUCCAUUGUGUCGAUCAAGCAAAAUCCACAGGUCAUCGGGUGCCAAGAAGGUUUCGAGUGGAUGCGCAAGAAUAGCGAUGACCCUAAUGUGCUUGAGGGGGCCAUCGUCGGUGGGCCCGAUCAGGCUGACCAGUACACCGAUUCCAGAGAUAACUAUCAGCAAGCUGAGCCUUCAACCGUCAACGGUGCCCCUCUUGUUGGUGUCUUGGCAAGGCUCGCAUCUUAGAUUCUAACCGAAUAUGUCAUCGUUUCUACUCAACUGCCAAUAAUUUCACAAACUACAUCUAUUAUA
Molecule: messenger RNA, 1515 nt
Organism: Salvia hispanica
Lineage: Eukaryota; Viridiplantae; Streptophyta; Magnoliopsida; Lamiales; Lamiaceae
Product: endoglucanase 15-like
Biological process (GO): carbohydrate metabolic process
Molecular function (GO): hydrolase activity, hydrolyzing O-glycosyl compounds
Source: RefSeq, a predicted model, not a curated record